Malania oleifera is the source of this 3059-nucleotide messenger RNA. RefSeq names its product pentatricopeptide repeat-containing protein At4g02750-like. Gene Ontology annotation, molecular function: protein binding; RNA binding. The record is from RefSeq and is a predicted model, not a curated record. Bases 463 to 2532 code for a protein of 689 amino acids. NCBI's taxonomy places the organism in Eukaryota, Viridiplantae, Streptophyta, Magnoliopsida, Santalales, Ximeniaceae. The transcript has a single exon. Gene Ontology annotation, biological process: RNA modification.
GCCUUACUAAAUUCUUACCCUCACGCUCUCUGAUUUCUCUUCGUUCUUCUUCCCAUCUUCCGUCCUUCAUGGCGUCCCUUCCUCAUGCUCUGUGUCGCCCUCGACUUCUAUCCUCUUCUUUGCUUACAUGAUGCUUGAAGUACAAAUGUGGAGCCUGCAUCUUGUCAAGCUCACCUCCCACUUAGAUCACUACGGUUCUCAACCGACGCUCGACACGCUGCAUCAAUGGAUGAGAUGGUCUCAUUACAUGGUGGAAUCUCUUUCGUAAUAACUCCGACGUCAAUAUUAUACCAAAUUCUAAUUUUUUCUCCAUGCCGCGCCAAUGGCGGAUCUCAGACAUCCACAAAACGCGAACCUUCAGCGGAUUCAAGAUUUGAUAUUUGAUGAAUUGAAUUAUCCCUUUUCUUUUUAUUUUACAGCGACUUGAACGUUGACACCGACUGGUUGUCCAACUCAUGGAGCAUGCACUUCAUGUCUGGUCCCAUUCAUUUGCUCAAACUCUCCAGAGUUCUCUCCGUGAACGUCUCCGGCAAGCCUUUCCCAGUGGCCUCAACGUGGGUCAGACAAACGCAUGCUGUGAGAACGCUCUCCAAUCUAAAGCCUCUCAACUCAACGAUCACACGGUGCAUGAGAAAUGGCCUUGUGGAAGAAGCCCAAAACCUGUUUGGGGAAAUGGCCCAAAGGAACACUGUCACAUGGAAUGCUAUGAUUCGUGGAUACUUUCAAAAUGGGCAAUUUGAAAAGGGAUUUGUUCUGUAUGAUCAAAUGCCUGAGCGUGAUAUCUAUUCAUAUAACACCAUGAUUGCGGGGUUAAUGCAAUGUGGCAACGUAAAUGGUGCGAAACAGGUUUUUGAAGAAAUGCCAAUUAGAGAUGUUGUUACUUGGAAUUCGAUGAUUUCGGGGUACAUUCACAAUAACUUGCUUGAUGAAGCCGUUCGGGUUUUUUAUGCGAUGCCAUUAAAAAAUUUGAUUUCUUGGAAUUUGGUCAUUGCAGGUCUGGUGAAUUUUAAAGAAAUUAUUUUGGCGGAAGAGUUGUUUAAUAAAAUGAGUAGUAGAGAUGUUGCAUCUUGGACUAUUAUGAUAUCUGGGCUUGCCAGUGCAGGACGGAUAGUUGAAGCUCGUGCUCUUUUCGAUGACAUGCCUGGAAGAGAUAUUCAAGCCUGGAAUUCAAUAAUAGCAGGCUAUAUAGCAAAUGGGAAUAUUGAAAUUGCAGAAGCUUUGUUUCAAAAAAUGCCUGAGCAUGAUUUUGAUUCGUGGAAAGAAAUGAUAAAUGGGUUCGUGAUUUGCGGACGGAUUAAAGAUUCUUUGAGGCUGUUCCUAGAAAUGCCCCAUAAACACCAAAGGUCAUGGAAUUCAAUUAUCAUGGGAAUGGUAAGUAAUGGGCUAUUCAAAGAAGUUCAUGCUUUACUUGAGAAAAUGCCAUUUCAUGAUGUUGUAUCAUGGACAAAUAUUAUUAUUGGAUAUUUUGAAAUAGGUGAUGUUGAGAGUGCUGUUAAACUUUUUGAAUUGAUGCCAAUUCGAGAUGCAAUUGUGUGGAACACAACAAUAUUUGGACUAGGAAAAAAUGAUCGAGGAGAGGAAGGUCUGAAAUGUUUUAUCAGAAUGAAAGAUGUGGGUGUGGGUCCAAGUCCUGAUGAAGCUACAUAUACUAGCGUCCUGACAAUCUGUUCAGACCUUCUAACCUUACAUCUUGGAAAACAGGUUCAUGGCCAAGUAAUUAAGACAGGAUUUGAUUGUUUCAUUGCAGUUUCUAAUGCAGUGGUUACCAUGUAUGGAAGGUGUGGGAACAUGGAUUCUGCUUUGCUGGAAUUCUGUUCCAAGCCAACCCAUGAUGUCAUUUCCUGGAAUUCUAUCAUCUGUGUAUUUGCACAACAUGGAAAUGGUGAAAAAACCAUAGAGAUGUUUGAAUAUAUGAUAUCAAGUGAUGUCAAGCCCAAUCAAAUCACCUUUGUAGGUGUUCUAUCUGUUUGUAGCCACGCAGGAUUAGUAGAGCAAGGAAAAUACUACUUCAAUUUCAUGAAACAUGAGUGCCUUCUACAGCCGACAGCUGAGCAUUAUACUUGUAUGGUUGAUCUACUGGGUAGAUCAGGACACAUAAGUGAAGCAAUGGCUUUCUUAACCCAAAUGAGAGAAGAUGGAGUUGAAGUUCCUGCUAGUGUAUGGGGAGCUAUGCUCCAAGCCUGUAGAAUGCACAAGAAUGUUGAAAUGGGUGAGAUUGCUGGCGAGAAAAUUUUGGAGAUGGAGCCUUAUAACACGGGUGUAUAUAUGAUUUUGGCUGAAAUGUAUCUUAGUAGUGGAAGGAGAGAUCUUGCUGAGGAAAUUUGGGUUAGAAUGAAAGAGAGAGGAAUGAAGAAGCAACCAGGCUGCAGCUGGAUCGAGGUAAACAACCGUGGGCAUGUGUUUCUUGCAGGAGACAGUUUUCACCCUGAGUUUUCUAGAAUAUAUUGCAUUUUAGACAUGCUGCAUAUGGAGAUGGAGAUUGGUGUUUUGAAAUCGAGCUCUGUUUUUCAAUUCCAGGAAUUUGAGAUUUAAUGGAUCAAUUGUCAAAAUCGUCUUGCUCACUCUACAUUUGCCAUUUCCAAAUGAGUAGAGAAAGGUAACUGCACAAGUUGGUUGAUGAUGACAAACCAAUAUGGAUUUGGGGCGAGGACUGAGUUUUUUUGUUGGUUGGAGUCGUGGUUCGGAAUAUUCCUUGAGAUUUUUUUUUUCUUUUAAAUAUUUUGUAGGAAAAAAGAAGGAAAUGGUUCCAAUCACUAUUAGUGAGAACAAAAAAUUAUUGAUUAAAAUUAGUCGAUUAAGCAGUUGAGCAUUAGAGGAGGGCUUUAACAACGGAGUGAAAAUUUGUUAAGAGGACUCAAGCAAACAGAUGCUGAAGUCUCAUCUUUCUUUUAAAGAAUGUGCAGACUUUAAUGGGGAAAGCAUGUAUUUUUGUUCCAAGGUUAUAGAUAGCAUUUUUUUUAUUUUCUUAAAUAACAGGUUGUAAUUGUGAUCCAGUUCAUAAAUUAUGUCUUGGUCCUGAUGUCUUACUGCAAGCCAUAAAAGAACGGGCUCAUUCAUCU